AUGUCCACUUCCUACGACAUUUCUGUGCAAGAACCUGUCCAUGGCCAGAAUGAUAUCAAGAAUGCGGAAGAAGCCAUCAAAAGGUUCAGGGAGGAUGACGACCCACAAACAGUUUUCUUCCUCAAUUUUGCACCCGAAUUCGAUGGCAUGGAAGAUCUUCACGUAACGAAGUAUAGCUGGGCAACAAAGAUAGAACAAACUGUUCAGGCGCAGUACGGCAAGGAGAAGGAACGUCAUGCUAUUCAGCUCAGCUGGGACCGCGCAUCCUACCGGGCUAAGCUAGUCGAUUACCUUUUGAGAACCACUCCCUGGUGUAUAUUCGGUGUCGACAGAGUUAAAGAUGCUGAGAAGCAUGACCUCACCGGAGACUACCACCACGAUAAAGAGGUCUACAAAGGGGCAACAAGUGAUUGGCUCCAAGCCAGUCUCCCUGAGGUUCCAGUGGAUCGGCUGCAGGUGAUUGUGAAAUACAUCGCCGAGACACUUGCUCUUGGCCAAGGAAGGCUGCAAGGGGUACAACGAUUCGCCGUGGCUUUAUCCGUGGAAAGCGAAAAUGAAGCACUGAAUCAGCCAGGAAAGCCAAGGAGAACCAAGUCGAAGUCACCGGCACCCUGUACGAGGCAAAAGUCAACAACAAACUCCUGCAUCAGCAGAAAUUCGACCAGAAGAUGUUGGACCUGGGCAAGCCACUAG
Aspergillus oryzae RIB40 is the source of this 693-nucleotide messenger RNA. RefSeq lists its product as uncharacterized. Lineage: Eukaryota; Fungi; Ascomycota; Eurotiomycetes; Eurotiales; Aspergillaceae. The record is from RefSeq and is a predicted model, not a curated record. The transcript is spliced from 3 exons. The coding region runs from base 1 to 693 and encodes 230 amino acids.